This is a messenger RNA of Fonsecaea nubica, 1320 nucleotides long. RefSeq lists its product as hypothetical. Bases 1 to 1320 code for a protein of 439 amino acids. NCBI's taxonomy places the organism in Eukaryota, Fungi, Ascomycota, Eurotiomycetes, Chaetothyriales, Herpotrichiellaceae. Gene Ontology annotation, cellular component: SAGA complex. The transcript is spliced from 2 exons. The record is from RefSeq and is a predicted model, not a curated record. Gene Ontology annotation, molecular function: transcription coactivator activity. Gene Ontology annotation, biological process: regulation of transcription by RNA polymerase II.
AUGGCUACAUUCGACGAGACAUUCAACCCCGCCGCUCUCACACGAUCAGAUACGAUCACGUCUACAACGACCACCACGAAGCCUCCUCCCGGGUCGGCGUCGAAACAACCGAAAGCGGCUCAAAGCUAUCCUCGGGUGGACUUGGAACCUUUGUAUACUGAACUCAAGUCCUUGAUCGGUCACAACUGGGAUACAUAUUUCGACGCUAUAACCAGGUUUAUACGAGGGGAACUGAACGCACGAGAAUUCGGCGACCUCUGCGAUGUCUUCAUCUAUGCGACUCCUCAGACCGAACAUGCGCACAACUCUUUAAUAUUAGCCAUACUAUGUAACACCGGCAGAGAUCCCCCUGAACCUGGACUGGCAGCAUGGGUCAGCGCAACGACAGACAAAUCCGCACUGACGUCCGGCACCAAAGCCACAGCCAUCAGCGAUGCGAGCGAACAGCGACUCAAGGCCGAAGUGAUGGCCCUACCCGCACGAGACCGACGACGCAUCAAAGGAGCAGCAAAUGAGAAGGCCGACGAAGAGGCGGCGGCUCGACGGAACCCAUAUGAAGAGCUGUACCUUGCCGGCAGAAUCAAGGCACCAGAGACUGCCCCAAGUGCAGCCGCAGGAGGACUGACCAAGACAAAUUGGGACUUGGAAAUCAGGAAAAGAUACGUGCAGCCACUCUUCUCAGAAACUCUUGAGUUUCCCGACACACCGACGAUACAUUCUCGGAUCGUUCCCAUUUGUUAUGAAGAGUCCGUCGCGCAAGGUUGCUCAAUACAAUGCGCUGAGCUGGUGGGGAUAGCCGCCGAGACAUAUCUCAAAACCCUACUGGCCGAAGUCGUGAAUCGAACACGGUCCAAUGGUCCAAGGUACGAGCACAGCGCAGGUGGAGGAAUCUUGACGAGCUCCUACAAGAAGAAAAUCGAUCGGGAGGAAGAGGAAGUCAAGGCUGGGAAGCUCAACCGGACUCGUGACGACGACCUAUUGCCGACUGAAGCGCAGGUUGCAUAUGCAAGACGCCCAAUCGGCAUAGCAGACCUGCAACUAACUACCCAGGUUGGCCCGGUGCCUUGGAAUGCGAUGCCUUGUAUUGGAUUUAGCGUGAGCAAUGCUUCAGCAGGAUAUGAUCAUGAUCAAUGGCUCAUGGAGCAAGAGGAAGAGGCCAACGCGGCGGCAGCAUCGACAACAGCGAAUGGGCACAUUGAUCCAGCCGAGGAUGGUAUGGAUGUUGACAACACCGACAACUAUGGCUGGGAAGGUGCUGGGCCUCAGGACAGAAGUGGUCUAGAUUCUGUUCUUGCUGACUGUCUGGCUAUUCGUGUGUAG